UCGCUUAUGUUAUCCUGCUCAGAGACGCUCGUGCGGAGUCGCGUUGUCUUUUUCCACUUCAAGUGAACACAGCUUAACUCUUUGUUAAUUAUAUAGAUUAUCGAUAAACCGAGGACCUACUACUAGACCAGGAAUUUUAAGAUAAGCCGGUAAUAUUGAGUAGAAAUAUAAAAGUUAGCGAUCUAGCUGCAGGUAUGUAGUUAUGACGCUACGUUGCUAACUACUAAUCGCCGAGGAAAAUGUCGUUUUACUUCCUUUAACAGAUAAACUGCUUUGACCUAAAUGCCUCCCGAAUAUAAACCUGACAGACUCGGUUUUGCCGUGGAAACUGUUUUGAGAGGAAAUAACAUUGGUUAGCUUGCUACGUGUUAGUUCACAGACUGCAUAACGUUACUGCAUUACAUGGAAUUUCUCAUUUACUAACUUACAGAAGUCGUUAUCAACGUAUAUGCUUGAUUACGUUAACCCCGAAUCAGAUUGAUAAGUCUUUCAAUACAUAAGUGUCAGGUUAAAAUAACAUGUAAGGCAUAUGAAUGCGAGUACUGAAUGAUAGUGAGAUGCAGAAGCGGUGAGGAAGAGAUCAAUGCCUUGUGUGCUGGAGGAUGAUGCGGAUGAGCUGGAUGAUCACAGUCAUUAAUAGAAGAAUGAUGAAGAUCCUGAUCGCCCUCGCUCUUAUUGCCUACAUCGCCUCUGUCUGGGGAACCUAUGCAAAUAUGAGGUCUAUCCAAGAACAAGGGGAAAUGAAGAUUGAGCAGAGGAUAGAUGAGGCAGUGGCACCUCUCAGGGAGAAAAUACGUGAGCUUGAGCAAAGUUUCACCCAGAAGUACCCACCAGUAAAAUUCUUGUCUGAGAAAGACCGAAAAAGGAUUUUGAUCACAGGUGGGGCUGGAUUUGUGGGUUCCCACCUCACUGAUAAACUGAUGAUGGAUGGUCAUGAAGUGACCGUGGUGGAUAAUUUCUUCACUGGCCGCAAACGGAAUGUAGAGCACUGGAUUGGCCACGAGAACUUCGAGUUGAUCAACCAUGAUGUGGUGGAACCUCUUUAUAUCGAAGUUGACCAGAUAUAUCAUUUGGCCUCCCCUGCAUCACCACCAAACUAUAUGUACAACCCUAUCAAGACUCUGAAAACCAACACCAUUGGUACCCUGAACAUGCUAGGCCUAGCCAAGCGAGUCGGAGCACGCCUGCUCCUUGCCUCCACUUCAGAAGUAUAUGGAGACCCAGAGGUUCACCCUCAAAAUGAGGACUACUGGGGCCACGUGAACCCUAUCGGCCCACGGGCCUGUUAUGAUGAAGGGAAGCGGGUUGCAGAGACCAUGUGUUAUGCCUACAUGAAACAGGAGGGAGUGGAGGUGAGGGUGGCUCGGAUCUUUAAUACCUUCGGGUCUCGCAUGCACAUGAAUGAUGGGCGAGUGGUCAGUAAUUUCAUUCUGCAGGCUUUACAAGGAGAGCCACUGACGGUUUACGGGCCAGGGUCUCAGACGAGAGCUUUCCAGUAUGUUAGUGAUCUGGUGAACGGGCUGGUGUCUCUGAUGAAUAGUAACGUCAGCAGUCCGGUCAACCUGGGAAAUCCAGAGGAACACACCAUAUUGGAAUUUGCUCAGCUCAUAAAGAGCCUAGUAGUGAGCAGAAGUCAUAUUCAGUUCCUUCCAGAAGCUCAGGAUGAUCCACAGAGACGACGGCCAGACAUCCGUAAAGCUAAAAUGCUUCUGGGCUGGGAGCCGGUGGUGCCGCUGGAAGAAGGCUUGAACAAAACCAUCCAAUAUUUCAGCCGAGAGCUGGAGCAUCAAGCCAACAAUCAGUAUAUUCCCAAACCCAAGGCUGCACGAAUGAAAAAAGGCAGACCCCGACACAACUGAAGAAUUGUGUUCAUCUCAGGGAUGCUGGAAUACUGGCGGACUUUACAGAGUGGGUUUCCCUACCCCCUCAAAGAAAAGUUUUUCUUCAAAAAGAUGUGAUUUUUUUUGCAAUCUUUUGAAAAGCAGCUCCGAUACAGAACUGCUCUAAAGAGUUUUUUCUCAGUCAAAUGUGCCUCAGAUAUCGAAUUUACAGACUUGGCCUUGCACUUAGUUUUGUCAGUCGUCUGUCUGUUAUUUAAAAUCAGCUUAGAUCAUGUACAUUUUUGUUCUUGUGUGUUUACAUUUUGUGUUUUAAUUGAUGUGACUUUUUUUAUCAGUGUCAAACUAGCAGUGUCUUUUUGAACGGAUACCAAUUUAUUAUGGCAAUGAUGUUUUGUGACUUGAGAUGUUGAAUGUGGUCUGGAGCAGGAAAUGUCACCCAGGUCUGCCAUAAAAGAUUUGAGGACAGAUGGAAGAAAAGUUAUUUCUGCGUUAAACUUUGUGGUGAUUUCAAACAAAAUCUGUUACUUCACAUACAGAACUUUGAACCUCUAAUUGAUUUCAAGUGAAAAGGGUAUUUUAAUAAAAUAUUUACUGUGAUUUUCAAUCUAUUCCUUUCACUUUCUCUGCCCUCUGUUACAGAAGCUGCUGUUGCUAUCCAGACUAACCAUGCAAGAUAUAUUUAGCUGAACGUAUAUGCUUGUGAAGAAGAGUUUUUAAGAAUACUGCAACAGGUUUUGUUUAGCCACUGAAAUACACAUAGGUGAUUUGGUGAUGACAGCAAAAACAAACACAAGUCAGAAACCUGGGAGUGGUGAUUGACGAUCAGCUUAACUUCACAGAUCAUGUUGCCAGCACCACCCGGUCAUGUAGAUUCAUCCUCUACAAUAUUAGGAAAAUUAGACCUUUCCUAUCCGAGCAUGCUACGCAAGUCCUAGUCCAGGCUCUUGUUCUGUCCAGACUCGACUAUUUCAAUGCACUACUGGCUGGACUUCCAGCUUGCACAACCAAACCUCUACAGAUGAUCCAGAAUGCGGUGGCAAGAGUGGUCUUCAAUGAACCGAAGAGAGCGCACGUCACUCCUCUCUUCACUAAGUUACAUUGGCUCCCUAUAGUCGCUCGAAUCAAAUUCAAGACUCUGCUCCUGGCCUACAAGACCACCACUGAUUUGGCACCCCCUUACCUUCACUCAUUAAUGCAAACUUAUGUACCUGCCAGAGCCCUACGCUCUGCAAACGAACGACGUCUUGUGGUGCCAUCCCAAAAAGGUAAAAAAUCUCUCUCACGUACCUUCUCGGGAUCGGUUCCACAUUUAUGCCCGUUGCUACAAGAUCGGCAGAUUCUGUAGCCAUCUUUAAGAACCGUCUGAAAACACAUCUCUUCCGUCAACACCUGACUGAUCAGUUCUGACUUCAAUCUCUUUUCUACUCUUUCAAAAAAAAAAAAAAAAGCUUGGCUCUGUAUACUGUGAUAGGCUAUAUGAGACCAGUUUUCUUUUAUUGCACUUAUGCUUUUUGUCGUCCUUAUGUUGUUCCAAUU
Molecule: messenger RNA, 3377 nt
Organism: Triplophysa rosa
Lineage: Eukaryota; Metazoa; Chordata; Actinopteri; Cypriniformes; Nemacheilidae
Gene: uxs1
Product: UDP-glucuronate decarboxylase 1
Exons: 15
Coding region: 603-1859 (418 amino acids)
Biological process (GO): D-xylose metabolic process
Cellular component (GO): cytoplasm
Molecular function (GO): UDP-glucuronate decarboxylase activity; NAD+ binding
Source: RefSeq, a predicted model, not a curated record